AUGUGCACCAAGCUGUCGCCCGCCAAGGUGCUGCUGCUCGCCGUCCAUCUCGCCGCCCAUGCUGACCUCGACGGCUUCUCCUUGCUCUCUAGUCUGCAUCCGGCAGUACUUCGCAAAGAUGUUCUCUUGCGCAUCCUCCUCACCCAUCUACCCGAGACGGUGAGGCCAGCCUCAUACGUCAGCUUUCUGCUCGACAUUGCCGCUGGCGACUUGGAACAGCCCGACGCCACGGUUGAGCUCGACCUCUCUCCUAUCAGCACCAUGUCUGAUCACCAGGCUUCUCAAAAGGCAAAGAAACUCCGUCUCGUUCAACUGGGGUGUCCCUCCACCUCAUUCCAAGGAGAAUCCGAUGCGCUGGAAUUGUUCCUCUUUCAACGCGCUCGUAGCAUGGAUCAAGAGACAGGGAUGCUGUCCCAGCUGCCAGACCUCCUCAUACCUUUUGUCAACCACUCCCCACGCUUGCGCACCUGGAUCAUCGCCACAGUCCUUCCCUUCGUCCGAAGAAAUUCGGAGUAUUACAUAGAGACAGCGCCCGCAUACUCUCUCGUCGAGUUUGAAAGCUUGUCAGACCAAGAAGCCGUUCGUCACCUCCUCUCACGGACAGCUGAUGAUGAGCAAGCCGAGUCGAGCCGCAUCACCCGGGAUCUAAGAGGUCUCGUUGGGCCGUGGCUCUUUGACCCACAACGUUGGACGGGUGGACGCGAGGAAAUAUCGGUCGCAUGCUCUGGCUGGAGUGAAGUAAUUGACUGGCUCACCGCCCAGGCUACGAGCUCGUACGACCCCAUCCUGAAAGCCUUUGAGCAGUGGGACGGGCCGGGAGACAUUGACUUUGGCGCCGGUAUCCAAGAUACCAGCCUGGCCUUACCAGAAUACAAACAACGCUUCCUACUCCAAUCAUAUGCUAGGGCCGUGCUUGCUUCAGCAUACCUAGCCCGGGAUGCAACAGAGACAUCCUUGAGCGGCCAUUACCGAAUAUCUGUGAAGAUACGAACUCUCCUGGGAUGUGGUGAAGGAGACUUGCGCUUGGACGAAGCUCUGUUCGUUUUGCCCGAAAUGUUCGUCACCGAGGAGCUGCCACCAUCCUUCGUCGAAGCAAGGACCGCAAGCUAUUUGAGAAGCGGCCUGCUUCAGCCGCAGAAUCCUCUCACGUCGGCGACUGCUUCUGCAACCAGCUUGCUGGUUGCACUCGUCCUGAGCGCACUUAUUUCAACGCGGCUUGGGGCUCCUUGCACCAUCAAGAGAGCUUGUGGUCUCGUCUUUAGUCAGGACGAGAAGGAGCAGAGGGGCGAGUUUGGCAAGUUACUGCAUGCAAUCUCGAACAAUGCGCCCAAGGACGACGAUGAAUAUUGGGUCGAAGCAAGACGCGCAGUCCUUUGGCUUCGGCGGUGGGGAUAUCCAGCCAAGUCGUCCAAACCUCACGUGGGUGGCAUCCUUUCCACGGUUUCCAUCGACCAUGUCGAAAGCGAAAUGCUCAAAGUCUUGCUUGCCAAAUCAAAAUAUGCACUCGCAAGGAGUUUAUACGAGGACGGGGCCGAGAAGCCAAUAGGUCCGGAAAUGAUUCAUGAGGCAGUAUUCCAAGCCGCAUUGAACGCUUACGAUAAUGCCUCUAACCCCAAUCGAAACCGAGGUGGCUUGAAGCGAUGCAACGACGUUCUGCACAGUUUUCCGAAGACUGUGGAUAUGUCUCUGCCUGGAGCGCAACGAAUACAAGCGUUGUUGAAAGCCACACAUGGCCUGAGUGAAUAUCGCCUAGUGUUCAAGCAAGGCGAACCGUUUAGCCCAGUACUCCUGCGAAUUCACUCCGACCCCCUCACUGUCAUCGACAAGCUCUUACAGCAGAACCCGAAAGCAUACACACGUCUUCAGGAGUUCUUGGAGAUGGGCAUCAGCAUGGUGCGCGCCGGCCUGCCAUCUCGGAGUGGCUCGGGUCAAGCACGUAGCUCCCAUGGUCCCGACCAAGACGCCGACAUGCUAAUUGCCGAGAGGCGCAUCACAUCCAUGUGUGUCGAGGCUGCGCUGAGGGAAGAUGACUUCGAGACAGCAUACUCGUACGUAAUUAGCCGCCUGAGGACGUCUCGCCACGAAGAGGCGGAGGAGUCAAGCGAUGAGUGGUCAUGGCAGGCUGCUCUCAGCGCAGGACAGUAUGUUCGCACUGAACGGUCACAGCUGCCAACUCACCUGGGAACAGCACGCGGCAAUUUGGAAGUUCGGCACCUGGAGCAGCGCAUAGAGUGCCUGGCAACCGCGCUGCGAGUGGCGCCAACGUGCCAGCUCCAAGAGAUUCUCAAGAGUUUCCGUCGCUGUGAGGAGCAACUCGACUCGGCCAUCAAGGAGGAAGCGGCCAACGAGGCGAUGUGGGACUCGACGGGUGGCUUGUCCGACGUGCCAGGUGCAUUUGAUGUGCCAGUCCCCGGGGAUAGAUACCCACCGCGUAACCUCACGGCCACGGCCACGGCCCGGCAAGCCGAAGAAGCCCCCAUGUCACUAUUCGAUCUUUCCCGGGCAACUGCCAGGCUCGCGCAGCGUAACUUCACCGCUACUCCUGGCCUGCCGAGUAUGGUCGAGGAAGCGCCGGCAGGCUCAAAUGGGGAUGAGUCGGUCAAUGAACCCACUCAUGAAAGAGUCAGGAAGAGGGAUCAGCUGAGAGAAGCUGCGACGGGGACACUGGUUUCCAGCGUUGGCUGGCUGAUAGGGGCGAACAUAAACCAGGGGCAAACGGAGACUAGGUAA
Drechmeria coniospora is the source of this 2730-nucleotide messenger RNA. Its product is annotated as Secretory pathway Sec39. Gene Ontology annotation, biological process: retrograde vesicle-mediated transport, Golgi to endoplasmic reticulum. The record is from RefSeq and is a predicted model, not a curated record. The transcript has 3 exons. Bases 1 to 2730 code for a protein of 909 amino acids. Lineage: Eukaryota; Fungi; Ascomycota; Sordariomycetes; Hypocreales; Ophiocordycipitaceae.